AUGGCUCUCUUCAGCGGCGCCGCCUCCGCUCGCAUCAUUCCCUCCGUCUCACUCUCCUCCUCGUCUCGCGCCUUCUUCUCCCUCUCAUCCUCUUCUUCCUCGCUCGAAUGCUUGCGCUCCUCUCCUCGCAUUUCGCACCUGUUUCUCAAUCAGCGGAGAGCGGAGGUUCGCGUUUCGAGUGGAGGAUAUGGAACGGUGUCGGCACCGAAGUCCUUUGCGUCUGAUCCUGAUCAGUUGAAGAGCGCUAGAGAAGAUAUCAAGGAGCUUCUCAGGUCCAAGUUCUGUCAUCCUAUUCUGAUUCGUUUGGGAUGGCAUGAUGCUGGUACUUAUAAUAAGAAUAUUGAGGAAUGGCCACAAAGAGGUGGAGCUAAUGGUAGCUUAAGAUUUGAAGUUGAGCUGAAACAUGCAGCCAAUGCUGGACUUGUAAAUGCAUUGAAACUUCUUCAGCCAAUCAAAGACAAAUACUCUGGUGUGACAUAUGCAGACUUAUUUCAGUUGGCCGGUGCUACAGCUGUGGAGGAAGCUGGAGGCCCAAAACUCCCUAUGAAAUAUGGAAGAGUAGAUGUAUCUGAACCUGAGCAAUGCCCUGAAGAAGGGAGACUUCCUGAUGCCGGCCCCCCUUCACCUGCUGAUCAUUUGCGUCAAGUUUUCUACCGAAUGGGUUUGAAUGACAAGGAAAUUGUGGCAUUAUCUGGUGCACACACACUGGGGCGGUCUAGACCAGAUCGAAGUGGUUGGGGAAAGCCUGAGACUAAAUAUACGAAAGAUGGGCCAGGAGCACCUGGAGGACAAUCUUGGACUGCGCAAUGGUUGAAAUUUGACAACUCUUACUUUAAGGACAUCAAAGAAAAAAAGGAUGAAGAUCUAUUAGUAUUACCAACUGAUGCUGCUCUUUUUGAGGACCCAUCCUUCAGGGUAUAUGCUGAGAAAUAUGCCGAAGAUCAGGAAGCAUUCUUUAAAGAUUAUGCUGAAGCCCAUGCAAAACUUAGCAACCUUGGAGCCAAAUUUGAUCCUCCAGAGGGCAUUGUGAUAGGUGAUUCUCCAAAUGCAGGGGCAGAGAAGUUUGUAGCAGCCAAGUACUCCAGUGGAAAGAGAGAGCUGUCUGACGCUAUGAAGCAGAAGAUUCGGGCUGAAUAUGAGGCCAUUGGUGGAAGCCCAGAUAAGCCUCUACAGUCAAACUAUUUUCUAAAUAUCAUAAUUAUUAUUGCAGUUUUGGCAUUUUUGACAUCACUUCUUGGAAACUAG
Messenger RNA from Sphenostylis stenocarpa, 1245 nucleotides. NCBI's taxonomy places the organism in Eukaryota, Viridiplantae, Streptophyta, Magnoliopsida, Fabales, Fabaceae. The record is from the annotation of a GenBank genome assembly.